UCUUUAAUCCACAGCCUUUGGAAAGAUUGCAAAACCAAAUAUGGGUUGAAAGCACAGCUGCUUGAAAGGAAGACGUUUAUCGGCAAAGAAAGUAUCAUUGAAAUGUUGGUCUGGGGUUUUCCCUUCCCUAUUGCUGAUUUGGUAAGAGCUUUAAAUAUUUUAAGGAAGCAGAAUUGAAAACUGCGUUUAAAAGAUACACUAAAAAGCAUCAGCUCCCUAAAUAGAGAUGAAAAAUCCCCUAUCGGUUGCAGUGUUCCCGAUCUCGAAAAAGAGAAAUCACUACCUUUUCCAGGAAACGACUUUGAUGAAAUAUAAUGCCGGUUUUUCUGACUAGAAGCACAGAAACACAAAGUCCUCUGAUUCAGAGAAAACAUUGAACUAGACCAAUGAUGGCGAACCUUUUAGACACCGAGUGCCCAAACUGUGUGCAUGCCAAAACUGAAAGGUGUGCAUUCGCAUGUGCGAACGUAUGCAUGCACAGCAGAGACCUGAAGACCAGCUGGACAGCAGGAGGCGGGGCAUCCCACCACCGGCAGUGCAGCAAGAGGUUGGAAGAACUGGGUUGGCUCCCGGCCUCCUUCUCUCUUUUUCCUCAGAGAAAUUAAGCCACUGUCUCCCGGGGACCACAACUGCUGAUACAAUGAAGCCCUGGAUUGAACCUCUUGUUGCUGGUGCUCAGCUGGCCAGCGCUUUCUACGACACAGGACUGUUGCUGGUGGUGAAGAACUACUACAACCAGACCAAUUCUUCUUCAGCGCAUUCCAGCGAGGAGGCUCAGCAAAAAGCGAUCUCUGACUUUUACAUCAUCUACCAUCUUGUUGAUGGGUUAACCCCGCUGUUAUCAGCUUAUGGCCUUGCUCGGCUAGGUGACCGGAUAAAUCGGAAGAUCAGCAUUUGCGUGCCUUUGUCUGGCUACUUACUCUCCCGCUGCCUUCUGCUCCUAUUGAUCUUGUUGGCUUGGCCAAUUGAGGUGAUGUAUGGGGCUGCUGUCUUGCACGGCUUGACGGGCGGAUUCACCACGUAUUGGGCCAGCAUCAUGGCCCUGGCCUCCCAGGGCUCAUCUGAGAGCAGAAGAUCCCUGCGUCUCAUCCGCAUUGAGCUCAUCUAUGGCAUUGCUGGUUUUGUGGGAAGCAUUGCUUCGGGACACCUCUUUGUUACCUUCCAUCUCAGUUAUCAGCAUGGUAUAGUGCUGAUUUCCUGUAGUGUUGCCUUAUAUGCCUUGUGUGUCAUCUACGGUCUAUUUGUCCUCCAAGUCCCCAAGCCUGGAGUUUGUGACCCAGCUGCUUCCACCCAUGUGGUCCAGCCUGACAGCAAUUUGGCUGAUGAUGAGAAUUUACUGUUCCAUAGAUCCGAGAGUUCCUCUCAUCUGCGACCUGCCAAGUCUUUUAUUGCCCUGCUCUUUGUUGGGGCCAUCCUAUAUGACUUGGCUGUAGUUGGCUCAGUGAACGUGUUGCCACUCUUCUUCCUGAAGAAGCCACUGAGCUGGGGACCGGAAUAUGUUGGCUAUGCCAAUGCUGCUGGCCAUUUGAUCUUUAUUACCAGCUUCCUAGGAGUCUUUGUGUUUUCCAAGUUUCUGAGAGACACCACCAUGAUCAUGAUCGGGAUUGUGUCCUUCUCAGCUGGCAUCCUUAUCAUGGCCUUUGUGCGAUGGACAUUCCUGUUUUACAUUGCUCGUGCUGUGAUGCUCUUUGCCCUCAUUCCCUUGCCAACCAUCAGAUCUUUGUUAUCCAAACACGUUGAACCUUCAACCUAUGGAAAAGUAUUUGUCCUUCUGCAGCUGUCACUGGUGAUCACUGGAGUUGUGACAUCAACAGCCUAUAAUAAAAUUUACCAACACACCCUGGGCUGGUUCAGUGGAUUCUGCUUCCUUCUGUCAUGUGCCAUUGGUUGCCUAAGUCUUAUCCCUAUCAGUUUUGUAGCCUACAAGCAAUGGACACAAUCUGAUUUAGCAGAGAGAUUAGCCAACCCAAAACAACUGUCGACUUCAGAAGCAGAUAUACGGAGCAAGUUAGAGCAACCAGACAGACUGACUACGUGAAAGACAUGCCUUGUUGCUAAUUAUGCCGCUAGGGACAUUUAGUUCUAGGAACUAGUUUCCUGUACUCUUUCAUGUACAAAUAGGCUGUUGAAACAGCAGAAGAAAAGCAACUGAAAACCAUGUACGGAGUAGGAGGCAUGCGGUUUUUGAGUGAUGCUGCUUUGGAACCACAUUUCAUAGCAUUCUCCCUAUUCUACAAUCAGGAUACAUUUGUUCACCUAACCCCCUUUCCAUCUACAAACCUUCCAGUAAAUUGUCUCCUUAUUCAUAUUUUAAAGCAAAAUAUCCUUCUCUGGGAAUCCUCAGGAACACCCAUUCCCCAUAUUUAGUCUGAUUUUCCUUGUAGUUGGACUAGAUGGCCUCCCUACUCAUAGGAACCUUGUUCCUUAAAUCUCAGUGCAAUAUCCAAUUUUGGGGGCGAUGGGUUAGAAGGCUAUAAUGACAUUUGCACCCCAGUGUUUCAGUGCUCCUGGUGGUUACCUCACAAGGCUCAUGUCCUCAAGACAAGACAGCGAAGAUAGAAAGACAAUGAGCAGAUUUCCUAGCUAAGAAAUGAAAUAAAGCAUGAGAUAGACAAUGUAAUACUUAGGGCAGAACCCUCAACACCUGUUUAAUCACACACCAAGAACCAUACACCGCUGGAUGUUAUUUUGUUAUUUUUAUAAUAAAUGAAUGGGAAGCUUGCA
Molecule: messenger RNA, 2724 nt
Organism: Ahaetulla prasina
Lineage: Eukaryota; Metazoa; Chordata; Lepidosauria; Squamata; Colubridae
Gene: SLC46A2
Product: solute carrier family 46 member 2
Biological process (GO): transmembrane transport
Cellular component (GO): membrane
Molecular function (GO): transmembrane transporter activity
Source: RefSeq, a predicted model, not a curated record